This is a messenger RNA of Guillardia theta CCMP2712, 495 nucleotides long. RefSeq lists its product as hypothetical. Gene Ontology annotation, molecular function: 5'-3' DNA exonuclease activity; damaged DNA binding. Lineage: Eukaryota; Cryptophyceae; Pyrenomonadales; Geminigeraceae. The record is from RefSeq and is a predicted model, not a curated record. Gene Ontology annotation, biological process: double-strand break repair via nonhomologous end joining; protection from non-homologous end joining at telomere; interstrand cross-link repair. The transcript has 2 exons. The annotation marks the transcript as partial.
AUGUUGCGGGUUCGGGUAGACGACUGGCGCAGGCGAGGAGGGAGGGGAGGAAGGAAGGGGGGAGAGGAACAAGUCAAGCUCUUCUUCCUCACCCACAUGCAUGCAGACCAUACUCAGGGGCUGCACAGCGAGUGGGAUGAAGGUAUGAUCUACUGUUCUCAAGUUUCUCGCUCCCUCCUCCUCGACAAAUUCGACGUGGAUCCUGUGCGAGUAGUGGCGAUGGAAAUUGGAGUUCCCAAGCUCCUCAGACUUGAUACUGUCAAGGUUACCUGUAUCGAUGCCAACCACUGUCCUGGGGCUGUCAUGUUCUACUUCGAAACUCAAGACAUUCGGCUUCUUCACACAGGAGACUUUCGUCUCUCUCCUGCCAUGAUCCGAGAGGAUUCUCCUUUGGCCAUGGCAAGAGACUGUCAUCUGGUGGUGGACAACACAUACUGCGACCCCAAGCACACGUUCCCUUCCCAACAGGAGGCUGGGCAGAGGAUUCUAGAGCUU